AUGGGACAAGUGAAGACAUAUGGAAUUUGCUCCAAUGUGGGACAUCCUACCGAUAUGUGUCCUACCCUUCAAGAGCCAAAUUCAGAACAAGCAAAUGCCAUGGGAGGAUACCAAGGACAAAAAAGACAGAGGUAUGAUCCAUUUUCCAAUACUUAUAACUCGGGAUGGAUGGAUCAUCCUAAUCUUAGCUAUGGAGGAAAUCAACAAGCUGCUAUCCCUAACAAUCCACCCGGUUUCCCUUACCUGCGAGCUCCACAACCAUACCAAGCAAGACCCCAAAAUGUCUCCCAAGGUAAGUCUUUUGAGGACUUGGUAAACUCAUUAGCAACUAGCUCUCUUCAAUUUCAGCAAGAGAAUCUCAAGUUCCAACAAGAAGUGAAAAUGGCAAUCCAAGAUACAAAAAUGUCAAUCAAGAAUUUGGAAAGCCAAGUUAGUCAGUUGGCUACUACCGUUGGAAGAUUAGAGGCGCAAGGGUCCAGAAAGCUUCCUUCUCAAUCUUUGGUUAACCCUAGGGAGAAUGUUAGUGCCAUUACUUUGAGAAGUGGAAGACAACUUGAGGGGACUCACAAGAAGCCAAAUGAUGAAAAAGAAGUUGGAGAUGAGUUGAUUCAAGGUGGAAAAAAGCAAAGGUUUGCCACAUCAACGAAGGAGGAACAUGAGCAAGAAAUUCUAGAAACUUUUAGAAAAGUACACGUCAACAUUCCUUUGUUGGAUGCAAUAAAGCAAGUAUCGUGUUAUGCGAAAUUUCUUAAAGAGUUAUGCACCAGUAAGCGAAAACUUAAGGGAAACGAGGUGGUGAGCGUAGGAGAAAAUGUCUCAAUAGUUUUGCAAAGGAAGCUUCCACCAAAGUGCAAAGAUCCGGGUAGUUUCACCAUACCAUUCAUUAUGAGCAGCAUAAGUUUUGAAAAAGCAAUGUUAGACCUAGGUGCUUCUAUUAAUGUCAUGCCUUACUCAAUUUAUCUAGAUCUAAAUCUUGGUGCUCUUAAAGAGACCAACAUAGUUAUUCAACUUGCUGAUCGAUCUAAGGCCUAUCCAAAGGGAGUUUUGGAAGAUGUUUUGGUGCAGGUAAACGAGCUUAUUUUUCCAGUGGAUUUCUACGUGCUUGAAAUGAAAGAUGUAACAACCAUGAAAACCAUGCCAUUGCUUUUGGGUAGACCAUUCAUGAAGACAGCCUGUACGAAAAUUGAUGUAUAUAAUGGGACAUUGACAAUGGAGUUCGAUGGGGAAAUUAUUUGA
Messenger RNA from Pistacia vera, 1236 nucleotides. RefSeq lists its product as uncharacterized. NCBI's taxonomy places the organism in Eukaryota, Viridiplantae, Streptophyta, Magnoliopsida, Sapindales, Anacardiaceae. The record is from RefSeq and is a predicted model, not a curated record. Bases 1 to 1236 code for a protein of 411 amino acids. The transcript is spliced from 2 exons.